Molecule: messenger RNA, 625 nt
Organism: Alternaria rosae
Lineage: Eukaryota; Fungi; Ascomycota; Dothideomycetes; Pleosporales; Pleosporaceae
Exons: 2
Coding region: 194-496 (100 amino acids)
Source: RefSeq, a predicted model, not a curated record
GCAGCAAACGCAUCCACAGCAACUCUUCAACCAAUCUCGAGUUUCCAAUCUAAACUCUUCACAAAGACGGGAUCGACACCAGAGAACUACCCUCAUACAAACCUCGAACCACCUACCGCAGCCAAUCAGCUCCGCCUACAACACGACCCACACCAUCAUCCUAUCAUCUAUCCUCUAUUAGAAUUCAAACAUCAUGCCUGCUCUUCCAUUCAACUCGUCCGCUGCUUCGUCACCUUCAUCUUCACCUACCUUGUCGCCUACCAUGACGCCUUCAAUAGUUCUCCAUCCCGCAUCGGGUGUCUCAUCACAGAAGAAGGAGCUUCUCAAGCCAAAGGAAGAUCCUGCGCAGGCCUACCGCAUUCGUUAUGCGCAGUACCUUGCAGCCACCUUUGGCUUCUCGAUGCAGGCCGCGCUCGCCGAGGCGGAUAGCCAGCUUGCGCCGAGACGUUCGUCAAGUUCGAGCAUGUCGGAAGCUGAGUCGUUACGCGCGAUUUGAGCUGGGCGGAUUGCGGAAGGGUGUUUUAUGACUUUAUGAUGCAUAUAUAGGGUAAUGGGCAUUGGGAUGGGGUAUUUGGCGCAUAUUGAGACAUCUCGCAGUGCACAAUCAAAAGCGUUCUCUGUUCUA